Messenger RNA from Perognathus longimembris pacificus (Pacific pocket mouse), 2143 nucleotides. It is a transcript of the gene Trim17, whose product is annotated as tripartite motif containing 17. The record is from RefSeq and is a predicted model, not a curated record. The coding region runs from base 22 to 1452 and encodes 476 amino acids. Gene Ontology annotation, molecular function: protein binding; zinc ion binding. The transcript has 6 exons. Lineage: Eukaryota; Metazoa; Chordata; Mammalia; Rodentia; Heteromyidae.
CACUUUAAUCUCCCAGGAACCAUGGAUGCUGUGGAACUUGCCAGAAAGCUACAAGAGGAGGCCACAUGCUCCAUCUGCCUGGACUACUUCACUGACCCAGUGAUGACCUCUUGUGGUCACAACUUCUGCCGGGAGUGUAUCAGAAUGACCUGGGAGAAGACGAAAGGCAAGAAAGGGAAGAGAAAACAGAAGGGGUCAUUUCCCUGCCCUGAGUGCAGAGAAAUGUCUCCCCAGAGAAACCUGCGGCCAAACCGCCUGCUGACCAAAGUAGCUGAAAUGGCGCGCCAACACCCUGGGCUGCAGAAGCGAGACCUGUGUCAUGCACACCAGGAGCCCCUCAAGCUGUUCUGCCUGGAGGAACAGAUCCCCAUCUGUGUUGUCUGCAGAGAGUCUCGGGAGCAUCAAUUGCACAGGGUGCUACCUGUGGACGAGGCAGUGCAAGAGUACAAGGUAAAGUUGGAGGAGGACAUGAAGUACUUCCGGGAGGAAAUAGCAAAGACAGAGAAGAUGCAAGCCAAGGAGGAGCAGACCUUACUAGAGUGGCAGGACAGAGCCAAGGAGAGGAGAGAACGCAUCCUGGUAGAAUUCCAGAAGGUGGUCCUUUUCCUGGUGGAGGAAGAGCGGAGGCUCCUCCAGACCCUGAAGAAGGAGGAGGAGGAGACAGUGAUGAGGCUGCAGGACAGCAAGGCCUCCCUGGACAAACAAAGCCACUCAUUGCACUCACUGCUAUUGCAGCUGGAGGAUCGGAGCCGAGAGGAACCCAUCCAGAUGCUGCAGGAUAUGAAGGACACCUUGGCCAGGAAGAGCAGCCUGAGCGUGCAGUACCCAAAGGUGGACAUUCCCACAGUGCUUAAGACAGUAUGCAGGGUUCCUGGACAAAUAGAAGUGCUCAAGAGUUUCCAAGAGGAUGUAAUGCCGGACCCAACCACGGCCUACCCCUACCUUCUCCUGUAUGAGAGCCGCCAGAGGUGCUACCUGAGCCUUCCGCCAGAGGGCAGCGCGCCCUCCGGCAAGGAACGGUUCGUGGCCUAUCCCUGCGCUGUGGGCCAGAAGAGCUAUUCUACGGGGAGGCACUACUGGGAAGUGGGCAUGAAUCUCACUGGGGACACGCUCUGGGCCCUGGGCGUGUGCAGAGACAACGUGAGCCGGAAGGACAGAGUGCCCAAGUCCCCAGAAAACGGGUUCUGGGUGGUACAGCUGUCCAAGGGGACGAAGUACUUGUCUUCCAUGUCUCCUAUCCCAGUCACGUUAACGGACCCUCCCAGCUACGUAGGCGUCUUCCUGGACUUCCAGGCCGGAGAAGUGUCCUUCUACAGUGUGAAUGACGGCUCCCACUUGCACACCUACUCCCAGGCUGCCUUCCCUGGACCCCUGCAGCCGUUUUUCUGCUUGGGGGCUCCCAAAUCGGGCCAGAUGGUCAUCUCUACAGUGACCAUGUGGGUGAAGGGAUAGAGACGCAGGCGCGGGGACAGAGAUGCUGGAAGUGCCUAGGUCUCUCCAGAAGGAGAGACUCUUUAUUCACCAGGGGCACCUUCCAGGCUUCUCUCUUCCAGCACGGAGAGCCAUCCCUGUGCCUGCGGGACAGUUUAAUCACAAGCAAAGCAGUAGAAUAUUAGACUAUUGACAGAAGCUUCAGAGAUAAUUUUGAAAAGAGCCCCAACAUUUCCGAGUGGACCGAUUUCUAAAUAUAUACCUGAACAUCAGGCACAGUGCUGUCUGGAGUGGGUUUUAUUUUUGCCUCUGCCUCCCGGUCCCCUCUCCCAUCUCUGGAAUGCUGCUAAUUCCUCGGCUCCUGUCUUUCCAUAGAGCCGUCUGGAUGUGGGAUACUUCCCUGGGAAAAAAUAAAAUCCAAAAACAGUAAAGAUAUUGUGGGGAGGGGGAAAUCUCCCUCCAUCACCCUUUCCUAACACUCCCUCUCCAAGAAUGCCUCACUCUAGGACCCUGUAAUAGUCACCAGCACCCCAGAACUUCACGCUAAGAGUAGUCCUCUGGAGAAGGUGCCCCGGAACCCGGUACAAGGCUCCCUCACGAGGAUCUGUACCCGGGAUCCCUCAGAUUGGUCUCUAGCCCCCGACGCGUAGGAUGACACCCAGUUGGGGAGUGCGCGCGGGCAGGGGAUGAAAACGCACGGGGAAACGGCUCA